CUUCUCUCUCUCCCCUUCUCUCUCUGUCCCUCCCUCCCUCUCUGUGUGUCUCUCGCUGUGUGGGCAGCAGAGUGUGCGCUGGGCUGUGUUGGAGGUUUGUGCCGCUCCGUACUGCCUGUGUUUUACGUGUGAUCCUGGUAUCUGUGUGUGAUCCUCUCACUCUGCAGGCAGUUCCUCAUUGCCCGUCCCCAUGGCCACACGCUGACCCCCAGCACAAGUUUGCCCGACACAGACAGAUCAGCUCAGCUCAGCCCAGCGGAUGGCUUCCACUUGCAAGGGCACGAAGCCCAAAGUCGGGGGCGUUCGCUUCAGGCCCGAGAGUCACGAGGGGCCAGCCAACCAUGUUCACUUUGAAGAAAAGCUGCACGACUCCGUUGUCAUGGUGACCCAAGAGGAAGACGGGAGUUUUUUAGUGAAGGUGGGGUUCUUGAAGAUUAGCCACAAAUAUGAGAUUAUGUUCCUGCUGCCGACGUCACAGAACUUGGGUCAGGGCUCCUGCUGCACCCCACUGCCCAGCCACUACUUGAAGGUGGUCGAGAUCACCCCAGUGCCAGAAGGCCACCGGAUGAAGUGCGAGUACACGGCACACAAGGAGGGGGUAAUCAGAGAGGAAAUGUUGAUCGCCAGCGAACUCGAAGACAGCGCCUCGGUGAAAGUGACGUUGCAGGCCAGAGUCCUGGAUCGUCUGCAUGGGACCCCCAUGCUACUGGAAGGGGUCAAAUGCAUCGGCUCCGAACCAGAGUACGACUCCGAGCAAAGUGACUGGCAGGGCUUCGAUUAGACGUCACUACAUCUCUACACUGCCUUCAGCCUCAGUGGCCACCUCCCAAUGUCACACUCGCUAAGCUGUGAAAUCCUUUUUUUUCUUCCCUCUUUCCAUUUCCCCAUUCUAUCCCUUUUUCUCUCACUCUUUCCUUCAUUCCACCUUCCUCUUUUUCUCUCUUUCUCACUCUCUCUCUCCCUCUCUUUCCCUCUAAUGUUCUUUGCCUUUCUCUCAUUCACUAUUUAUUUCACUCUCUCUAUUUCCUCUCAUUUUUUUCCUUUCUUUUUCUUUUCACACUUUCUGUUCUUUCUCUAUUUUCACUCGAUUUCUUUUGCUCCCUUUUUUCACUUUCAGUUCUUUAUUUUCAUUGGAUUGCUUUCUCUAUUUCAUUCACUAUUUAUUUUCUCUCUUUUCAUUUUCUCUCUGUAGUUCUUUCUCUCUUUCUCUAUUUCAUUCACUCUUCCUGUUCUUUAUUUUCACUCGUUUUCUGUCACUAUUCCCUUUUCUCUUAAUUUCUAUCACUCUUUUUUCAUUCUUUCUGUUCUUCCUCUAUUUUCACUAUCGAUUUCUCUCUUUUUCUUUCACUUUUUCUCUCUUUAUUUUUUUUACUAUUUCUCUAUUUUCACACAAUUUUUCUCUCUAUUUCACUUUCUUCAUUUCUAUCACUUUUUUUACUCUUCUGUUCUUUUUAUUUUCGCUCUCACUUUCAAUUCUGUUCCCUUUUUAUUUCUUCCUCUCUUUAUAUUUCUUUUUCUCUAUUUUCACUUGAUUUAUUUCUUCCUUUCACUCUCUCUCUCUCGCACUCGCUCUCCCUCUGUCUGUCUCUCUCUCUCUACCUCUCUCGUCUCUCUACCUCUCUCUCUCCAUAUAUAUAUUUUGUAAUUUGAUAUUCCGCUUGUAAUGUAAUUUCCCCCUUGAGCAUUCAAUAUAUGUGAAUGCAAAUGCAAUUAAGCGUUGCCUAUGAGAAGUAUAAUGGGAGCAUAAUGUCGGAUGCACUGGGGAUUAUAUGCAUUGAUUGUUCAGUGAAGUACAAUGCAGAAUGUGUUUAUUUUGUGAAAUAAAUGAAAUACAUUGUUAA
Molecule: messenger RNA, 1841 nt
Organism: Leucoraja erinaceus (little skate)
Lineage: Eukaryota; Metazoa; Chordata; Chondrichthyes; Rajiformes; Rajidae
Product: UPF0687 protein C20orf27 homolog
Exons: 5
Coding region: 260-781 (173 amino acids)
Source: RefSeq, a predicted model, not a curated record